GUAUGAUUAUGUUGAAGUGAUUGAUGGAGAUAAUGCUGAAGGACGCUUAUGGGGAAAGUACUGUGGAAAAAUUGCUCCCCCUCCUUUAGUGUCUUCAGGACCAUAUCUUUUUAUUAAAUUUGUUUCCGACUAUGAGACACAUGGAGCAGGAUUUUCUAUCCGUUAUGAAGUUUUCAAAAGAGGACCUGAAUGUUCCAGAAACUUUACUUCACCAAGUGGAGUGAUAAAGUCCCCCGGAUUCCCUGAAAAAUAUCCAAAUAGCCUUGAAUGCACUUACAUUAUCUUUGCACCAAACAUGUCAGAGAUUGUACUGGAAUUUGAAAGCUUUGAGCUAGAACCCGAUUCAAAUACUCCAGGGGGAGCAUUCUGUCGCUAUGACCGAUUGGAAAUCUGGGAUGGAUUCCCUGAGGUUGCCCCACACAUAGGGCGUUAUUGUGGGCAGAACAACCCAGGACGUGUCCGGUCUUCAACAGGGAUUCUGUCAAUGGUAUUUUACACCGACAGUGCAAUAGCAAAAGAAGGAUUCUCAGCAAACUACAGCGUGUUGCAGAGCAAUGUAUCAGAAGAUUUCCAGUGCAUGGAACCACUAGGUAUGGAGUCAGGAGAAAUUCACUCUGAUCAAAUCACUGUCUCCUCUCAGUACAGUGCUAUGUGGUCUUCAGAAAGGUCCCGGCUAAAUUACCCUGAGAAUGGAUGGACCCCAGGGGAAGAUUCUGUAAGAGAAUGGAUACAGGUAGAUCUAGGCCUUCUCCGCUUUGUUUCUGGAAUUGGGACCCAAGGAGCCAUCUCAAAAGAAACAAAGAAAGAAUAUUAUCUGAAAACAUACCGUGUAGAUGUCAGCUCCAAUGGAGAGGACUGGAUUACACUGAAGGAGGGAAACAAGCCUGUUGUGUUUCAAGGGAAUAGCAAUCCCACUGAUGUUGUUUACAGACCUUUUGCCAAACCAGUUUUAACGCGGUUUGUGCGAAUUAGACCUGUGUCUUGGGAAAAUGGAGUAUCUCUGAGAUUUGAAGUUUAUGGCUGCAAGAUAACAG
Molecule: messenger RNA, 1034 nt
Organism: Merops nubicus (carmine bee-eater)
Lineage: Eukaryota; Metazoa; Chordata; Aves; Coraciiformes; Meropidae
Product: neuropilin-1
Exons: 6
Source: RefSeq, a predicted model, not a curated record